Molecule: messenger RNA, 2340 nt
Organism: Vombatus ursinus (common wombat)
Lineage: Eukaryota; Metazoa; Chordata; Mammalia; Diprotodontia; Vombatidae
Gene: SLC16A1
Product: solute carrier family 16 member 1
Exons: 5
Coding region: 121-1626 (501 amino acids)
Biological process (GO): monocarboxylic acid transport; transmembrane transport
Cellular component (GO): membrane
Molecular function (GO): monocarboxylic acid transmembrane transporter activity
Source: RefSeq, a predicted model, not a curated record
UGACGUGAGCCAAGCCUGGAACCGGGGCCCAGCGGAGCGCGAGCCCGCCCCUCACACCCUCGCUCCCGCUCGCUCCGGAUCCGGGCACAUAACGAUCUUUGAAAUCCAUCUUUAGUUAAGAUGGCACCAGCAAUUGGAGGUCCCCAGGGAUAUACUCCACCAGAAGGAGGCUGGGGAUGGGUUGUGGUCUUUGGAGCUUUCAUCUCUAUUGGCUUCUCUUACGCAUUUGCCAAAUCAAUUACUGUUUUCUUCAAAGAGAUUGAAGUCAUCUUCAAUGCCACUUCUAGUCAAGUCUCAUGGAUAUCUUCCAUCAUGUUGGCUGUUACAUAUGGAGGAGGUCCCAUUAGUAGUAUCCUGGUGAAUAAGUAUGGCAGCCGGCCAGUAAUGAUGUUUGGUGGCUUCCUCUCAGGGUGUGGUUUGAUCGCCGCUUCUUUUUGUAACACUGUGGAAGAGCUGUACUUUUGUGUUGGAGUCAUUGGCGGUCUUGGGCUCUCCUUCAACUUAAAUCCAGCUUUAACCAUGAUCGGCAGAUAUUUCUUCAAAAAGCGUCCAUUGGCAAACGGGUUGGCCAUGGCAGGGAGUCCUGUGUUUCUCUCUACCCUGGCACCCAUAAAUCAGAUUUUCUUUGAUAUCUUUGGCUGGAGAGGCAGCUUCUUAAUUCUUGGGGGUUUGCUACUAAACUGUUGUGUGGCUGGAUCUCUCAUGCGACCUAUAGGACCCAAACCAGGGGCAGUCACAAAAGAAGUAUCUAAAGAAUCCCUCCAGGAAAUAGGGAAGCUGGACUCCAAAAAAGGUGCUGGUGAUGCCAACACCGAUCUCAUUGGUGGAAACAGUAAGCCAGAGAAGCGUUCUUUCUUCCAGACAAUUAAUAAGUUCCUAGAUUUUUCCCUAUUCAAGCAUAGAGGCUUUUUACUGUACAUCUCUGGCAAUGUGUUCAUGUUUUUUGGAUUAUUUACUCCCUUAGUUUUUCUUAGUAAUUAUGCCAAGAGUAAGCAUAUAUCUAAAGAGUCUGCUGCCUUUCUGCUCUCCAUUUUGGCUUUUGUUGACAUGGUAGCCAGACCCUCGAUGGGACUUGUAGCCAACACAAAAUGGGUGAGACCUCGAGUGCAGUAUUAUUUUGCUCUCUCAAUAAUCUGCAAUGGUAUAUGCCACCUAUUGGCACCUUUAUCCACCAAUUAUGCUGGGUUUUGCGUCUACGCGGCAUUCUUUGGAUUUGCAUUUGGCUGGCUCAGCUCAGUAUUGUUUGAAACACUAAUGGACCUUGUUGGAACCCAGAGAUUCUCCAGUGCUGUGGGUUUGUUGACGAUCAUGGAGUGUUGUCCUGUCCUCCUGGGGCCACCGCUUUUAGGUCGUCUCAAUGAUAUGUAUGGAGACUAUAAAUACACAUACUGGGCCUGUGGCGUUAUCCUGAUUGUGUCAGGUAUCUACCUCUUUAUUGGCAUGGGCAUCAAUUACCGCCUUUUGGCAAAAGAACAGAAAGCAGAGGAGGAACUGCAAAAGGAAGGAAGAGAGGAAGAAACCAACAUAGAUAACAUUGAAAAGCAGAAAGAAGCCAAUAAGGUUGUGGAGUCUGCCCAGCAAAAACCUCCAGAAGAAGGCCCCAAAGAGGAAGAAAAUCGUUUUUAAGACUGCAGCACUGCAGAGGUGGGGAGAUAGAAAGGAGACCUUAAAAUGGUCUCCUGGCUGACUGGUACCAGUGGUGCUUAAUGCAGAAAAGAGUAUUUCUGUGCAAAAUUGAACCAGGUGUUCCAUGGAAUUUUUCAAUUUUGAGUUUUUUCCUUUUAUAUUUAAUAUCAUUACAAACUAAAUCUGCCAUAUUUUGGAGGGGAGUAAGGAUGUGAAGGAAAGGAAUUAGUUUUUACAUAUUGAAUUUUAAUAGUGACUUGAAGAUACUUAUGUGCCUUAAAUGUUUGUAUGUAGACCUCCUCAUAAAAGCCUUAACUUUUUAAAUAGUUUAGUUUUAUUUUGUCUUUAAAAUUAUCUCGGUUUUUUAAAAAUCAGGCAGCAAACAUACCUGGAAGAAAAGUACACAAAACCCCAUGUGAUGAUUAAGGCAGCAGUCCAAGCAGACUAGUUGAUCCUAGUCUGAAACCAACUCUGCCUGCUUCAUGGUACUUUUGUCAUGUUCUGCUGGCAUGUUAUCCCAGGGAGCCAUGUUGGAAGGACUGACUAAGAGCUUUGAAGUUAUAUUCUACUGUUAACAUUUUUCCUUGUAUAAUUUUGCCUCCCAUCCACAUUUUCUAACCAUGUAUUUGUGUGAGUCAGAAUAUAGUUCUAAAAAUUUUUUUUCCUUUAAUAUGACUUAUUCUCAGUACUCCAAAUUUUUUAUUAUUAUUUUUC